ACCAACAAUAGAUUAAUGGCUAGAGCCGCGUGAAGAGGUUUUCAUGUAAAAUGAACACAGAAACAAUGUCAAUCUCCGUCUACCUUAAUUCCAGGAUUGGAGAAAUUGUAAUCUUCGUUUUCCUGCUCAUCUCCCAAACUUGCAAGGGUGGGGAUUCAAAUCAGUGUCCACCUUCUUCAUGUGGGAAGAAUCACAACAUCAGUUACCCUUUUCGAUUACAAACUGAUCCUAAGAAUUGCGGAAACCAUAGCUAUGAGCUUUCUUGUGAAAAUAAUUUGACGGUGUUCAAUCUUAACGGUGGAAGAUACUUUGUUCAAUCCAUCAACUACGAUAACUUCACUAUCCGACUGGUGGAUGCCGGCGUCCAUCCAGACAAUUGCUCCUCCAUUCCUCGUUUUCCAUUUAUAUACGAUCUGUCGGAAAGAUAUUCCACUUAUAGAUACCAAUGGUCAGAAACAGAAGAACGCAAAUGGGCGAAGUUAAGACAGCGUCCAGAGUUGUCGCAGAUGAUUAUGUUCAUAAAGUGUCAAAAUCCAGUGAAGUCUCCUCCUUACGUGGAAACAGCUCCUUGUCUUAACUCAUCUUAUGUAAAUAUAGGAGACAUGAAGGCAAACGAUUUGAUGGAGUUGUGCAGCGUGGAGAUGAUUAGUUUGUUUCCAUUAUUUCCGGCAAAGAAGAACAUGUCGUUUCUUGAAAUUCACAGGCAACUUGCAUUUGGGUUUCAGCUUUCCUGGCACAACAUCCACUGUGGACAAUGUGAUGGUGGUUGCUAUCUGGACAGCAGAAAAGGCAUUCGAUGCCUUUAUAAUGAUUACUGGUGGAAUAUGUUAUCUGGAAUCAUAAGACUUCUCGUAUUCUUUUUGGAGCUACCUUUCCAAUAUAUAGCAAAAUUUUCUCUACGUUUGCCUGAUCCUGGGAAUUCGAUCUUCUGGAAUAUCAUAUGGUUACUUGUAUGGACUUUUGUUUAUCUUGGAAUGUGUUUUGUUGCAAGAGCUUUCUGUGGGGCUCCAUGUGUGAUUGCAUUUCUUAUUUAUAAAUGGAGAAGAAGGCAUCUAUCUGGAUAUGAAACUAUUGAAGAAUUCCUCCAGAGUCACAAUAACCUUAUGCCAAUAAGGUAUUCUUAUUCAGACAUUCGAAAGAUCACUAGAGGUUUCAAGGAAAAGUUGGGUGAAGGAGGCUUUGGUUUUGUGUAUAAAGGAAAACUUCGUAGUGGUAAAUUUGCUGCAAUAAAGAUGUUGGGUAAAUCUAAAGCUAAUGGACAAGAUUUUAUCAACGAGGUUGCUACAAUUGGAAGGAUCCACCAUACCAAUAUAGUAAAAUUAAUUGGUUUUUGUGUUGAGGGAACAAAGCAUGCUCUUGUAUACGAAUUUAUGUCUAAUGGGUCUCUUGAUAAUUAUAUUUUUUGUCAAGAAGGAUCUAUUUCUUUGAGUUGGGAAAAGUUAUAUGAGAUAUCUUUUGGAGUGGCACGAGGCAUUGAGUAUCUACAUCAAGGUUGCAAUAUGCAAAUCCUUCAUUUUGAUAUCAAGCCUCAUAACAUUCUUCUUGAUGAAAAUUUCACUCCAAAAAUUUCUGAUUUUGGGUUAGCUAAGCUUUAUCCAACUAAGGGAAGCAUUGCAUCUCUUACCGCUGCAAGAGGAACAAUUGGAUACAUGGCACCAGAGUUGUUCUACAAAAAUAUUGGGCGUGUUUCAUAUAAAGCAGAUGUAUACAGUUUUGGAAUGUUGUUGUUGGAAAUUGCAGGAAAAAGGAAAAACCUAAAUGCAUUGGCAGAAAAUUUGAGUCAAGUUUACUAUCCAUUCUGGGUUUAUGACCAACUCUCAAGUGGAAAGUUAACAAUAGAAGACUCAUCAGAGGAGGAAAAUAUAUUAGCUAGGAAAAUGAUUAUAACAGGAUUAUGGUGUAUACAGAUGCAACCUUGUAAUCGUCCUCCAAUGAACAAAGUACUAGACAUGCUUGAAGGAGAUCUCAAAAGCCUAGAAUUGCCCCCAAGGCCUGUUCUAUAUCCUGUGGAAUCAAUGACUAUGGAUGAAGGAGAAUCAUCAUCAAUAUCAAGUGAAGUAAAAUAGAUACAGAAUAUUGCUUAGUUGAAAGAGAUGGUAAAAUGUUCUGCAACUUCUUUUACCUUUAUAAAUUGCUCUAUAGAAUUAGUGAUGACUUGAUGAUAGAUUGUAAUAAUUCUAUGCGUUUAACUUGUUGAGUUUAAGCUAUAUUCCUAUUUACAUAAUCUUUCAAUGUAUGAUAAUGCAUUUGCAUUUUGCUUCGAUAUUUAUAGAGCUUGAUUUUCCUUUGUGGAUA
Messenger RNA from Manihot esculenta (cassava), 2295 nucleotides. Its product is annotated as LEAF RUST 10 DISEASE-RESISTANCE LOCUS RECEPTOR-LIKE PROTEIN KINASE-like 2.1. The coding region runs from base 51 to 2066 and encodes 671 amino acids. The record is from RefSeq and is a predicted model, not a curated record. The transcript is spliced from 6 exons. NCBI's taxonomy places the organism in Eukaryota, Viridiplantae, Streptophyta, Magnoliopsida, Malpighiales, Euphorbiaceae. Gene Ontology annotation, molecular function: polysaccharide binding; protein kinase activity; ATP binding. Gene Ontology annotation, biological process: protein phosphorylation.